AUGGUUGUCUCUAACAUUGAUGCUUUUCAGCUGGAUUGGGAUCGUCUCUUGUCGGUGGCGAAGCAGUUGAGUCCGGUCAUGGAGGGUCAAACGGUGAACAUUCUUGCUGCACCUUUUCAGGAGCCUGUCUUUCAGGCUGAUCGGGUGAUGAUCAGGGCUCUGGUUGCGCUAGGCGAUGACGAGGCUCCGGAAACAGCCACGGCCAAGAAGGUCGUCUUGUUGCUUCGUCGGGCGGACUGGGAAGCUGUUUCUGACUGCACAGGCCCGCUACGCAUUAUUCAAGCUCGCCUUGUCAUGCAGCAGUCAGAAUACAUCCUUGAUUGCCUGGGCAUUGAUUCAGUGGUUGUGUCUUCAUGUGUGCUCCAUCGGGGCACUAGCUUGGAAAUCGCUGAAUUCUUCUGUGGAGGGUUUUCGGGCUGGUCGCAAGCGGCCUAUAUCCUUCACCGGCAUGGUUUUCCCGUGCAUCUUGCCUGGACCAUCGACGUAGAUCCGGCUUGCUCUGAGAUGCUUCGCUACCAACACGAGUCAUGGCAGGAGAUCAGCCAGCUCAGUGAGCUUCACGACGCCUCUUGUCAAGGGGUCACACAUGUUUGCGCAGACAUCACAACGAACUGGUGGCUCAGGAUGUUCCAGAAAAAACCGGUGAACCUGGUGUGUGUUUCUGCACCAUGUCAACCAUGGUCCAGUGCUGGGUCCGAACAGGGCCUUGAAUCGCUUGAUGGCCAAUUGCUUCUGAGAGCAGCGGAUAUCUUGGGGUCUUUCAGGGUUCCUGUAGUCCUGCUGGAACAAGUGGCAAACUUCCCCUUGCACCCCCACUUUGCAGCAGUCAUGCAGGCAUGGUCUCGGGCCGGAUACAGGAUUGCGUGGCAGGCGUCCCUGAACCUACUGGACGUGUUGCCAGGCCAGAGGGUGCGCUUCCUCCUUGUGCUAUUGCAUAGCACCCAUACUGGCAACAAACUGCUAAACAUGGGAGCCUGGACCACCGGGCGACGCAUCAACUUGGGCCAGGCCAAAGCUAUUUUUGCACUGCCACCGCCAUUGCGUCAGGCUAACACCCCUAGUGCUGAAGUCUUGGCUGUCUACAUGGACCCUUGGUAUGUGCCUGCACCCCGCUCGCCACACCUCCGCCCCCAGAGUCCCUCUAAGUUCCGAUUGCGCUCUGCCUGUGACUCGGCCGGAGUCUUUGUGGCACAAUAUCAAUUCCAGCAUGAACUGGCCCCGGCACAGAUGGAAAAGGGCAUCUUAGCUUGUUUGCUUCGGCAAGGUGAUACCAUACGGUUUUUCGCGGGACCGGAAAUCGCUUCGAUCCAUGGGGCGGUCCGGCCCAUCUUCUUGUCGGUUGACCAACGCCAGCAGAUGAGACUCCUGGGAAACGCGAUCUCAGUGCCUCAAGCCAUGGUACCCCUUGUUCAUGCUUGUUGCCACCUUGGCCUCACAGGUGCGCCGGAGCCUGCCGAGGCUGUCGCAUGGUGUCUCCAGGCACGCUUACACAACGGCAAUAGUGUGCUUAUGCCUUUUGGGCCCAACUGGGUCCUGUGCCAUUCCUCCCAAACUGCCGAGGUUCUGAGGGUGCAUGCUGUGCAUAGUCCCGAAACAUUGCAUGCUGAUCCGCCUGAGGCUUUCACGGAAGUGUGCCUUAAUGUGCAGGAGACGACAUAUGCCUUGUGUGUCCCACCUGACGUUGGCAUUGGAGAUCUGCUCUACUUCUUCGGUUGCCCGGAUGCGGCGGCAUCAUACCAGGGCCCCGUCUGUGCUGGCCCUGCAAGACUCCCUGUUCAGGUGUCUCGGUUGCCGGAGCUGAACUGCAAUGGGGCCAUUGGCGGAUCAGGCUCUGCCAGUGGGUUGGCUCUGCUGCUUACUGAUUUUCAGCUCUUUGUGGUUGAACUGCAUACUGCACGAUCAUGGUCGCAACUGCUGUGUGUCUUCCGGGCUGCUGCACCUGGCUCCGAGUCCCUGGUGCUGUUCUCUACUACGGGACAGCGCCUCCUGCAUGCCGCAGACUUCCAAACCUGCAUGAUUGCGGUUGCUGAGGAUGAGGACUUUCCGAUUCAGGCAUUGAGUUCCCUGGUGCCAUACUUACAUGGCUUGCAGCUGCACCGCCAUGCCAAUGAAGUCACUUUGGAGGUUGCCGCGGAAGUUGCCGCGCAGGUGUGGUUUUGCAUGCCUUUUCACCUGUUGUAUGCAUUCGGGUGGUCCUCCUCGGAGGAGAACUUCCCACCUGUUGAACAGGCCCCUUCGGUCUUCCGCAUGGCGCCCUGCAGAUCGGUUGCUAUGCCGCGUGAUUUAUUCGUUGAACAGUGGCGAUGGUGGCUUGUGGUCGCCCGUUUGGAGUCACUAGCUAACUCCACCCACACUGGUCGAGUCGAUGUGGAGGUGCAGGUAGUUGCUCGUCGCCUGUGGGUAGGCCAGCUUCCGGCCGGUACGCCCUUGCAGACUUUUACUGACAUUUGGAACAUUGCCAGUGCCAUUUGCAACUUGUUACCGGGCCACAGGAUCUUCUCCGGCCCCCACCCGCACGUGCCGACCGCCACGUUGGGUGAGAUUCAUGCCACCCCUGCUGCCCGUGUUGUGCGUCGCACCGGCCACUUGCUGAUUACUGUCCACCCUGAGCUGCGGGGAGGCGGGGCCAAAAGUGAUGAUCUUAGUUGGGCACAGACGCGCACUGCCUCCGAGUGCCUCGCACAGGGGAUUGACCUCACCCGAACGACUCAGUUUGUUGAUCAAUUGUCGGCGGCCGUGGGUGCGCAGAGGCUGUCCCAGACCUUGCAGGAUUGUGGUUCCACUACCAAGUGGCAAGCCCUGGUGGACCUUGCUGAGACUGCCAAGGUUCCCGCUCCGGUGCCCUCCAAUCUCCCGGCCAAAGCCUCUUUGCGAGCAGGUAAGGCAAUGCAACGCCGCAAGGCCCAGGAUCGGCGGCAGGUACGUGCUCAGGAAGUGUGUUUGACGCAGGAUUUCUUUGUUAAUGAUGAUGGUUCCCCGGCUUCCAUCCUGACCAUGAUUCAGCCAGGUGCCUCUGGAUUGCAGCUCGUGGACGAGCCUGAGGCAGUGGCCCUCCUGCAAACCUUGAGAGGGGUGCAACCCGAUGAAUUGGGCCUUCUCGUCCUCGGCCACUCUUGUCCUUGCCCGGAUGAGUGCUCUGGCGCUUUGUGCUUCCCAGCAAUUUCCAAGGCCAACGGUUCCAAGCUCCUCCUUGCUGGCUGCCUGCACAAUGUUGGUGGCAAGCGCAUACGGCAGAAGGACUCCGGUGAUGUGACCGUGGAGCUUCCUGAGCUUAACUGCUGCACUUUUGACUGCUAUGCCGAUGAGUUUGACGCGCCGACCUGGCAGCAGAUUGUGCAAGCCCCUGUUCGUGCUGUUGCUGAAGCUUUCAAGAAAGGUGGCAUGGCCAAGCCUUUUGCAGAUCCGUGGGGCAGGCAUUUUGUCCAGGCAGGUCGCCCAGCUGUUGCAAGUAUGGCAGAGCGUGUCUCCUUCAAUGCCCGUGUGCCAGCCGAUCAACUUGACCAGCUCUUGAUACUCAGCGGGCAUAACAAUGUCUAUGUGACUCCGCGCAAAAUGGACAAGUCGGUUGUUCAAGCCUACUCCAUUGUUUGGCUCGGGGCGUGUCGGGCCGAGGCUCUUCGGGCUUCUCUCCAGGUCCAGGGCCAGCUCGGGAUUGCCAGGGCCAAAAACAAGUAUGGGCUGCGUGUUCCGGCUGCCCGUUUUCCGGCUGUCUUCGCUGCGCUUAAACCGGGCCAAAUCAUUCCCAACAAGAUUGCAGUGAACCAACUGUAUCGCAUCGGUCCUUUGCCUCAGGAGGUAGGCAGCGAGGCCAUCACUGGAUGGGCCACCAAGGCAGGUUGGCAGAUUCGCGUCAUCAAAAGUCUGGGUGCAACGCAUUGGUUGGUGGGUGCGGCCGCCGCCCCGCCCACGGUGUGCCCGGCCUUUAACGGGCAAACAAUCCUCAUCUCGCCAGUCGGCCAAAAGCAGGACGCCCCACCGAUUGUGCAAUCGGGCAGUGUGCCCCACCGCCCCGCGCGGCCUGUCGUUGCCCAGGAAUCUCUUGCAAAGGGCGAGGACCCAUGGCUUUUCAGUGAUCCUUGGAGCAAGGCUGUGGCGCAUUCCUCGCAUGGCACUGGCCUUCCGAGCCACCCCUCUACCAGUUCCUUUGGCAGCCUGGCAACUCCUUCCCGAAGCCUCGCAGGUCCCACUGAGUCCAGGUUCCAGGCCCAGGAUACGCGACUCCUCGCACUGGAGGAAGGUCUUGAGAACUUGCGCCUUCGUCAGGAAGCACAACAUGGUGAGCUUGUUCAGCGGCAAUCCGAGGAUCGUGAUUUCGAGGAGCUUAAGAGCUUGAUGAUGUCCUGCAGGGAUUCUCGUGACCCGUCCAAGAAGGCCAAAAAACAGGGCGAUGAGGACCUGUGCCCUGCGCAGUGCAACCGAAGUGUUGCCAAUGUUGAUCAUGAUAAAUUGUUUUCAUGGGAACCACUCAGUUACCGCUGGGGUUGUGGCAUCAAUGUGGUCCUCCCAUCUUUGAGAGGCUCAGCACGCCUCUCCCGUUAUGUCACGGGCCGGGGUUUUCGCUUUGGGGAAGCUUUACAUCCUGGCCCGUCAAUCCCCAGUGCCGCACCGCACACCUUCACUGGCGCUGCCUUGCAUCGGCCUGAGAUGGCCCCUCGGCCCCGGGCCUUCCUUUGUCCUUCCGUUCCGCAGCUGCCACAAGAGCAGCUCCCUCCCACCCGUGUGCAUUCCCACCUGCGUGGUGGACGCCCUCGCCCCCAACGCAAACUGCCUUCCUUCUUUCAGCCGCAUCAGCCUGUGCUACCCACGUCUCCGCAGCCCACUGUGGCGAGCAGUGACGACACUUCCACUGCACGGGAGUCUCCCUGUGACCUCCCGAGCUGGCACCUCAGUGUGGUCAAUCCCACUAGCAUCCUGAAUAAGGAGUCUUCGCUGUUGGCCCUGCAAAGCCAUGUCUUCCUGUUGUCUGAGACCUCGGCCGUAUCCCGUGCCCAGGACAUUGUCACAGGCCGCCUUCGCCCCACUGGGCUCAGUUGGGUUUGGGGCACGCCAGUGCCGGAGCAUCGUCAUGAGAAUGCCCAUCAGCCGUCUCUGCGGGGUUGUGCUGCCGGAGUUGCCCUGGCUUCGGUUUUUCCCGUGCGCCCGCCGUUUGCGCCGUUGUGCUCACCUGCUGAACAGGCCCAUCGUCUGGUGCUGGGGCACAUUCGGUUGGGCCCGCUCCAUGCCAGAGUGCUUGUCCUUUAUGGUUGGCCCGCGAAUCACGCAGCUGCUGCUGCCAAAAACGAGGAGCUCUUUCGAGAGGCCCUUAAGUUGAUAUCGGCUUCCGAGAUGCCCACACUCGUCGGUGGGGACUUCAAUGUUGAUGUCAAGAGCCUCCCGGUGUGGUGUGACUUUGUCAGGGCUGGCUAUGCUGAACUGUUUGAUUUUCAUCAUCUGCGCUUCGGCCAGCGCUUGCCGCCCACCUGCCGUGACAGUACCAGGAAUGAUACGGUGCUCCUCCCCAGGGUCUUUCAGCAGCUCUUUCAAACUGCCAAGGUUGAUACCGCCUGUCACUUGUUUGAUUCGCAUGCUCCGCUCACCUUGACUUUUCUUUUGCCCCAGCAGAACCCGUGCCAGACGCUCUGGCGCAAACCGGAUAGCUGGAUGCAAUUUGAGCCGGAUGCCCAGGUCGUUGAGACCCACUACGGCCACUGUCGCCAAGGGUUGGCGCAACUUUUUCAGGAGUGUUCCUCCCGCGAUGAUCUUGAAGCCAUUUUCUCGACUUGGGCAAGUGACGUUGAGUCUGCCGUGAGCCAGGCGAUCCGGGAUGCCCACUUUCAGGAUCCUCUCCGCUGCCCUUCCAAGGAACUUCCGAGGCGUUGUCAAGGCCGGUGUGUUUAUCGGGAAGUGAAAUCAAAGGCACUGCCCACUGCUGCCCCAGGGGCCCGCCCGGGUGACUAUCGCCCGCCGGAUGAAGCAUUGUCCUUUCGUUCCCGCCAUAAGGUUAAGCAGGUGCGUCGUUUGCAAAGCUUCUGCCGCCGCCUGGCCCGUUUCCGCUUGAGCUCCCAACUGGCCCCCACACCUGGUUGCCUCCCGCAGCCAGCGGCCUUUUCCUUGUGGCAAGAAUGGGAGGCGAUUGCUCAGGCCCACGGCUAUCCGCCAAACUUCCGCCAGUGGUUGCUUCAGAUUGCACAUUUUGAGGUUUUCUAUGAGGUGCCUCUGCCUGCUCCCCCUCAGGGCAAUCUUGUGCAGCUAGCCAUUUUCCCACCUGCUGAUUGGUUGGCGGACGUGCUUGCCUUUGUCAAGUUUGAGUGUGAGGCUGUCAUUGGACAGGAGCAUCAGGCCCGGCAACAAUUCCACCGUUAUCGGACGCAACAGGACUCCGCAAACGGCCUUCGCGCAGGCUACAGGUCGGUGCGCCCUCCGGACAAACCGGCCUUCACAUCUGUUCCUGUUGCUGAGGCUCAGCAAGCUGUUUUGCAAUGUUGUGCUCCUGGUGGAUGGGGUCUGUACCGGGUUACUGCACCGGACUUCAUUCGUCCAAAUUGCCCGGCCAAGGCUGACGACUGCCCCGCUGAGACCGGUGCCCUGCACAAUGAUGAAAUUUUUGGUCCCCGAAUUUGGGUCCGUGUUCCCAGCCGCCCUUAUCUUGAAAAUUUCAUUUUACGCCAGGACACUGAUGCUUCCACUGCCCGGGAACUCCACCGUUGCUUCAUUGAUUACUGGCAUCCGAUCUGGAACCGUGAUACUGGGGAAGCCCGGAGUGAUUUACAGAGGUGGUCUACUUUCAUUGAGUCUCUCCCGCCCUGCCCGGAGGCUGCGUCUCAGCUUGAGCUUGCAUUGGAGGACCUGAGCUUUUGGCGCCAGCAUCUCCGACGUCUGAAGCCUCAUAGUGCCACCGGCUAUUGUGGCUUUUCGAACCAGGAAUUGAAAUGGUUGCCUGAUGCACCCUUGCAGGACCUGGCCUCCAUUUUUCAGCUGUGUGCCAAGUAUGGCUGGCCGCGCCAUCUUGCUAGAGCCACCGUGUCUACUCUUGCCAAAAUACCGUUGCCGAUGGGCAUGAAGCAUGGGAGACCGAUCACCAUCUUUGCCAACUUAUGGCGCCUGUGGGCGUCCGGGGUUGCUACGGCUGUCCUCCGACAGUGGGCGACCUGGCUUCCGUCUGGAGUCAUGGGCAGCAUUCCGGGCCGAUCCGUUCGGGACCUCUCUCUGUCCCUGGAGCUUCAGGUCGAACAGUCCCUGUUGUCAGGAGAUGCAUUCGCUGGUUUCUCCAUCGAUGUGAUCAAGUGCUUCAACCAGCUUCCUCGUCUCCCUCUGAGGUUUUUGCUCGGCCACUUGCAAAUCCCGGAGACAGUGUUGGAGCCCUGGUUUGAUUUCCUUGACAGCUGCCACAGAUUACCUGUCUUCCAUAAAUGCCUCGGCCCACCGGUGCUCUCGACGACUGGCAUGCCAGAGGGUUGCCCUCUUUCCGUGCUUGCACAAGUUGCAGUGUGCUGGGCAGCGCAGUCUCGUCAGUCGGUUUUCGGCGCUGAGAUGGUUUCGUAUGUCGAUAACUUGACAUGGACUGGUCGCGACCAGCUGGCUAUGGCCGAGUCGAUAACUGAUGCGCAGGCCUUUUGCCUUUCCCUCAAGCUCCCCAUUGAUUGGACUAAGUCCUUUGCAUGGGCUACAUGCAGCAAGCUUCGCCGCUGGCUUACCGGGCCUGCACAGAGCUUGAUACCCCAGGGGUGUCAGCUGACCAUUGUGCACUACGCCAAGGAUCUGGGUAUUGCCUUCAAGUUCCGGCGGAACAAUGCUCUGAACAGUGCCCGCCAUCGUUUGGAGGAGGGACAUCGACGCCUCCGUGCCCUGCGAAAUCCUGCUAUCCCUCUGUUCGAUAAGGCGCGUAUACUGCAGACUAGUGUUUGGCCGGCUACUUUGUACGGGCUCGAGAGCCGCCUUUUGAGCGAGGAUGAGGUCAGUAAGCUGCGCACCGGGGGAUGUGAGGCCCUUCUGGGUCCCCGCCGUUCUGCAAAUCCUACGCUCGCUUUGUCUGCCCUGACUCCGAGGGUGUCUGAUCCCGAAGUUUACCUGUUGUGCCAAGCGCUGCUGGCCCUGCAACGGAUGUUGUGCCUGCAACCUCUCUUGGGGAUGGAGUGGCUUCGUCUUACUGUUCACCACCUGCACCAACCGGGCAGGGUCUUUGGUCCAGCCACGGCACUUGCCGGGCUACUAGUCAGAAACGGAUGGUGUCUUCGAGCUGACGGGAAUCUUGCGGGCCCGGGCAAUGCUAAGGUACAUCUCUUGCGUGACCGUCCCAAGGUCUUACGCCGUGCAGUCAAGGUCGCCUGGCUUGCUCAGGUCCCCUCUAAGGUCCAGGGCAGGAAUGGGAUGCUGUUUGCAGGUGUCCCUGCCCCCUGCAUCACUGAAAAAGUGCUGUUGCGAUUCGGUCCUGGCAUGCAGAUACAUCUGGCGCAGACUAUGGUUGGUGGCUUCCUGUCUAAUGCGGCUAAGUCCACAUGGGAUCCUCUGCAGUCCUCGAGCUGUGUCCUCUGUGGGAUGGUGGAUCACAAGCGGCAUCGCAUCCUGGAGUGUCCCGUUGCAGCUCCCCUCCGCCAACUCUACCAGCCUCUCCUCGACUGGAUUGAGCAAGACCAACCCCACUGGUUCCAUUGCCCUUUUCCGGUUGCACUUGACGCUGAAGAUUUUCUGCGCCUUUUCUGGCAUAGCCGCAAACUGGUCCCGCCACCAGUGCUGCCGCACCUUUGCCUUGAGGGGCUCACCACGGCGCAUCUCUUCACAGAUGGGGCCUGCUCGCGGCCGAACCUCCCUGCAGCUCGCCACGCAGCCUGGGCCGUGGUCUUGUACACUGGUUCUGCUUGUAUGACUCUGAGGGAGACGGGCUUCUUUUGGUGCCAACAUGCCCAAAUCCCACCGGGUUGGCAUGUAGUGGCUCAGGGCGUUGUUCCAGGAUGCCAGGACAUCAAUCGAGCCGAGUAUUGUGCAUUGGUUCAAGCCCUGAUGGUGGUGCGGGCGCUGCCGGUUGCUGACGUCGUCAUAUGGACGGACUCCAAGAAUGCCCAACGGGCCGUCAGUCCGCCUGGACCGCAGGGCGUUUCGCCGGGCCGGUGGCAUUUCGCGUCAGACUUGGUCCCGGAUGACCUGCCUCAUCUCCUUGCUGGGGUUAGUGUCAGGAAGGUCAAGUCACAUCAAGAUUUGCACCAGCUGUUGCAGUCUGCAGCGGACGAGGACCUCCUUCCGGCUUUAGGGAACGCAAUCGUUGACGCUGCAGCGAAGCAAGCCCUCUGUGAUGACCUUGAACUAGCUCAUGACCAGUGUCAACAAAUUGCUGACUGGCACCAACAACAGGCAAGUUUUUUCGACAUGUACUGUCGCUAUCUCGCCGAGCUGACGAAGAUUGUGGUUCCAGCGAAACGCUCCCAGCUUCUUCUCACAUCGACGGUUGAGAUGGAAGCACCUGCUUGUCAUGACUCCUGGUGUCUUCUUCAGCCACCGCUGCACCGGUGCCCCACCACGGUCACUUGGCCCCGUGAGGCUGUCAGGGCUGUGAGUUCCUGGCCUGACUGGUAUACUGUAGCUCUUGGUGGCUGGAUCGAACAAUUGUGCUGGCCGAGCUCUUUACCUGAGGAUACGGAUUUUGCGGGCAUCACUUAUCAUGAACUCCUGGUGAACUUUGUGGUCACUACCGCAGUUUUGCCACCGGUUCGAUUGCAUUCGACUGGGGCCUCUGAAUGGGUGAGUUUGCUCAGACCCGCAGGCAUCCUGUUACCUGCGGUGCUGAGGGAGCUCAUCGUACACUUUGUCUCCAGUGUGGGCAUGCUGAGCAAGAAGUGUGGCUGUGCGCUGUGGCCCAGUCCACGGCACCAUAGGCUGCGAACGCUGGAGUUGUGUGGCAGUACCAAUGUUGGGAAGAAGGGCCUUUUGUACAGACCGCGGAUGCCAAACCUGUCUUCUACGCUCAAGGUGUUAUUGGACAUUGCCCAGUCUAACAGACCUGGCGAAUGCCUCCGGGAGGCAGCGUGGCGCAUCGAG
Molecule: messenger RNA, 10008 nt
Organism: Symbiodinium sp. CCMP2592
Lineage: Eukaryota; Dinophyceae; Suessiales; Symbiodiniaceae
Source: the annotation of a GenBank genome assembly